Messenger RNA from Dreissena polymorpha, 5114 nucleotides. RefSeq names its product cystinosin-like. Gene Ontology annotation, biological process: L-cystine transport. Gene Ontology annotation, cellular component: vacuolar membrane. The record is from RefSeq and is a predicted model, not a curated record. The coding region runs from base 55 to 1302 and encodes 415 amino acids. The transcript is spliced from 10 exons. Lineage: Eukaryota; Metazoa; Mollusca; Bivalvia; Myida; Dreissenidae. Gene Ontology annotation, molecular function: L-cystine transmembrane transporter activity.
UCAUUAUUACUUGUUUUAUGCCGCUCAUGUGAAUGAAAAGUCACAUGACCUAUCAUGUGGUCAUUCUGGGACAAAAAACAAGAUGUGAUAGUGAAAACUGAACAGCAGAAAAUGUACACAUUAAUAGUGUUAGCUGCUGUUUCCCUUACAGCCUCAGCAUCCCAUAUAUCUGUGUCGUUUUCUGACAGUGAUUUACAGGUGAUAGUGGGGAAGAAUGCCACUGUAAAACUCUCAUCAAAUGAGAGUUUCACAAAUGAAGCUCUGCUCGAGUUCACGUAUCAGAUUGGUAAUGGGGAUCCAGACUUCAAUCAAGGAAAAGACAAUUACAUCUUUUCAUUGGGUAAUAUAUCCAUAUCCAAGGGAGACAAGCUGGCUCAGGAAGUUGUAAUCAAGGGACAGAACCCUGGUAACCUGAUACUAGGCUUGAAUUCCACUUCAGAGGAAAUCAAUGACCUGAAGAGCGUGUUUGUCCGUAUUGAUGUGGUGAUCAGCAGUGCCCUCGUCACCAUUAACGCAGUGAUUGGCUGGAUCUACUUUGCUGCGUGGUCCAUUUCAUUCUACCCCCAGGUGUAUGUGAACUUCGCUAGGAAGAGUGUUGUUGGCCUGAAUUUUGACUUCCUUCUCUACAAUAUUACGGGCUUCCUAGCCUACGGUUUCUUCAAUGUGGGAAUGUACUGGGUACCAUCUGUAAAGGAGGCCUAUCACAAUAAUCAUCCAAGGGGGAUAAAUCCUGUACAGCUGAAUGAUGUCAUCUUCACCCUCCAUGCCAUUGCUAUUACCAUAGUAACAAUAGCACAGUGUUUCAUGUAUGAGAGAGGCGGUCAGAAGGUCUCCAAAGUGUGCCUGUUGCUUGUGACAGGGGCGUGGCUGUUUGCAGGCAUCUCAUUGGUUGUGACGCUCUGUGACAAGAUCACAUGGCUUACAUAUCUCUACUACUUCUCGUACAUCAAACUGGGGGUGACCCUCAUCAAGUACAUACCGCAGGCCUAUAUGAACUUCCGUCGGAAGAGCACGGACGGUUGGAGUAUUGGAAACGUGCUACUGGACUUUACAGGAGGCUCACUAAGUCUGCUGCAGAUGUUCCUUCUGUCAUACAAUAGUGAUGACUGGGGCUCCAUUUUCGGGGAUCCGACCAAAUUUGGUCUUGGCUUCUUCUCGAUUCUUUUCGAUGUGUUGUUCAUCGUCCAGCACUACUGCUUGUAUCGAAACAAUGAGUCACAUGACUCUCUCGUAGACGACAGGGAACAGGAAAUCCUCAUCAAUGACGACUCAACAUACAAGACCUACUCUGGGCUAGGUUAGAUGAUGAAAACUCCAUACAAUAAAAUAGUAAGGUGAAUAAACAAACUUCUCAAGGCAGAGAGAAUUCUAGUCAGGACUUCAGUCAUGGAUUCAGGUUUUGAAAUUGGGCAGACUUUUGUAGACUGUUUAAAAGGCCUGUUAGUGUGUGACUAAUGAUUGUGGUAUUUAGUUCUUUAUGAAGAAAGUGUCUUAUUAGCAACAAUUUUUGAUUUCACAUAAACUACAUGUAAUGUAUGUCCGCAUAUGAAUGUUUGGCAGUUUGAUAUGGCAGUAAGCGAUAAAUAUGUACGAUUCUUAUCAAUAUAUAUAGCAAUAAUAAGAUAACUAUGUUAUGUAACUACUUGGAUGUAUGCCCCUUCAACGUUUUUACACUCCUGCAUAGUGAAACUACAGUGCUUUUUCAAUCAAGGAAUUAGUGUCAUCUUUUGUGAUGUAUUUUAAUUAGAAUAAGCUUAUAUAAAGCAGUCUUCCAUUUGUAUCUUGGAAUGUCAGUUAUAGUAUUACAACUGUCUUUUAUUCUUACAAUAAGUUUGUUUUCUUGUAUAGACAAACAGUAGCUGUGUUUAGUGUGUCAUAUAAACAUGUAUGUAUAAUUAUAGACGUUUUCACAUUUUUUAAAGGCAAUAUUGUGAAAAUUAUUGUGCAAUUUUAUCAAAUUGUUGCUCUUUCUGAACAUAUCCAAAUGCUCACAAGAUGGCGAUGUGUCUGUGACUGGCAAUUAGCGUUGAUUUGUUGAAGAACAUGGAAAUGUCUCCUGAUUAUAGUUUUAGUGAAGUGAAGAGUCAUGUCCUUUGUUGUGCUAAUACUCUGAAUUCUUUCUCAAACCGUUUUACGUAAUAUUAAGUUUAAUGCACGACUCAUUACACUGUUAAAUGUUUUUGUUUCAAUAUUUAACAUGUUGAAAUUGUUUGUUUUUUCUUUUUUUUUUCAUUUGUAUCUACAAUAUAUAACUUGCAAAAUGUGAUUCAGCAUUCAAACUUGUGUAUACCUUUUUAUUUACAAUGGUUGUAUAUGUAUAUUGGAUUUUGUUUAAUUUAAGUAGCUGUUAAAAUAUAGCAUAUUUAAAUGUGCCUAAAUCUGAAUACAAACAAGAGCUGUCUUCAUAGGAUGACAUAUGCCCCCGAAAAACGCUUUGAUUAAAGUUAUGAGCAUUUUUCGAAACCUAAACACAGAUUUUGAAACCUAAAUGCGGACCCUAAGGUAAAGGUCAAAGGGGUCAAAAUUUGUGUGCUUAUGGAAAGUCCUUGUCCAUAUACACAUGCAUACCAAAUAUGAAGGUUACAUCUGAAGCGACAUAGAAGUUAUGAGCAUUUUUAGAAACCUAACCACAAAGUAUGACAGACAGUCUUGGAUGGACAGUGUGAUCACUAUAUGCCCUCGUUCGGAAGCAUACAAAUAAUUAUAACAAGACUAUUGUCAAGCAAUAUGGUCCCCUACCGGUGAAACUACCAUUUUCAGCAAUAUUUCUAGUCUAUCUGUUGCCAUAGAAACCAGAAUUUUUUAUUUAGAAACGAAAUGAAAUGACAUUCAUAAUCUCCUUAUUGCCAUCUGUCCAUGUGUCAAGUUUCAUUACAAAAUAUUUAGAACUUUUAAACUUAUCACAGGAUCCACCAUUUUCAGCAAUAUUUCUUGUCUAUUUGUUGCCAUAGCAACCAGAAUUCUGGAUAUAGGAACAAAAUGAAAUGGCAUGCAUAAUCUCCAUAUUGCCAUCUGUCCAUGUUUCAAGUUUCAUGAAAAAUUAUGAAGAACUUUUAAAGUUAUCGCAAGAUCCAGAAAAGUGUGACAGACUCACACACAGAGCGCAAACCAUAAGUCCCCCCCCAGUUUGUUUCUAAGUAGUAUUUGUUGAAGUGUGGUUUCCCUUCCAGUGGUGUAUUAGCAAUUCCCACAGAAAACCAAAAUAUUUAUUCUUUAUUUUUGCUAUAACUAUACAUUUAAGAAAAAUAGCCCACCAAAUUAAGUGAUUGAUCUAUAAAAAUUUAUCUCCCUAAGAUUGCUCAGUAUUUCAUUGCAUAAAAGUUGUGUUUUUAUGUCCCCCACUAUAGUAGUGGGGGACAUAUUGUUUUUGCCCUGUCUGUUGGUUGGUCAGUUGGUUGGUUUGCGCCAACUUUAACAUUUGCAAUAACUUUUGAUAUAUUGAAGAUAGGAACUUGAUAUUUGGCAUGCAUAUGUAUCUCAUAGAGCUGCACAUUUUGAGUGGUGAAAGGUCAAGGUCAUCCUUCAAGGUCAAAGGUCAAAUAUAUCGGUCAAAAUCGCUCAUUUAAUGUACACUUUUGCAGUAUUUCAAUAUUCAAGAUAGCAACUUCAUAUUUGGCAUGCAUGUGUAUCUCAUGGAGCUGUACAAUUUGAGUGGUGAAAGGUCAAGGUCAAGGUCAUCCUUCAAGGUCAGAUGUCAAAUGUAUGUGGCCAAAAUCGCUCAUUUUAUGAGUACUUUUGCAAUAUUGAAGAUAGCAACUUGAUAUUGGCAUGCAUGUGUAUCUCAUGGAGCUGCACAUUUUGAGUAGUAAAAGGUCAAGGUCAUCCUUCAAGGUCAGCGGUCAAAUAUAUGUGGCCCAAAUCGCUAAUUUUAUGCAUACUUUUGCAAUAUUGAAGAUAGCAACUUGAUAUUUGGCAUGCAUGUGUAUCUAAUGGAGCUGCACAUUUUUAGUGGUGAAAGGUCAAGGUCAACCUUCAAGGUCAAAUAUAUGGGUCAAAAUUGCUCAUGUAAUGUCACUUCUGCAUAAUUGAAGCUAGCAAUUUUAUAUUUGAAAUGCAUGUGUAUCUCAUGGAGCUGCACAUUUUGAGUGGUAAAGGGUCAAGGUCAUCCUACAAGGUCAAACAUCAUAAAGGGGGACAUUGUGUUUCACAAACACAUCUUGUUUUUAAUCAAGUCUUCCAUAGAGCGCAUUUUUAACCAGAAUUUCCGAAGGAAAAUAAAAUAUGCAUGCCCCCCAUAUGGGCUGUCCGUUGUAGUGGCAGCCAUUGUGUGAAUACGAUUUUUGUCACUGUGACCUUGACCUUUGACCUAGUGACCUGAAAAUCAAUAGGGGUCAUCUGCGGGUCACGAUCAAUGUGCCUAUGAAGUGUCAUGAUCCUAGGCAUAUGCGUUCUUGAGUUAUCAUCCGAAAACCAUUUGACUAUUUCGGGUCACCGUGACCUUGACCUUUGACCUAGUGACCUCAAAAUCAAUAGGGGUCAUCUGCGAGUCAUGAUCAAUCUACCCAUGAAGUUUCAUGAUCCUAGGCGUAUGCGUUCUUGAGUUAUCAUCCGGAAACCAUUUUACUAUUUCGGGUCACCGUGACCUUGAGCUUUGACCUAGUGACCUCAAAAUCAAUAGGGGUCAUCUGCAAGUCAUGAUCAAUCUACCCAUGAAGUUUCAUGAUCCUAGGCGUAUGCGUUCUUGAGUUAUCAUUCAAAAACCAUUUUACUAUUUCUGGUCACCGUGACCUUGACCUUUGACCUGGUGACCUCAAAAUCAAUAGGGGUCAUCUGCGAGUCAUGAUCAAUGUACCUAUGAAGUUUCAUGAUCCUAGGCCCAAGCGUUCUUGAGUUAUUGUCUGACAACCACCUGCUGGACGGACCGACCGACAGACCGACCGACAGACCGACAUGAGCAAAGCAAUAUACACCCUCUUCUUCGAAGGGGGGCAUAAAAAGGUUAUUACAUUGGCGAAUGUUGGCGGGCGGGCGAAACAAGCUUGGCGGCCAUUACUUUGUCGUUAAUUGUGACAUUUUAAAAUCAUUUGGCACAUUUGUUCACCAUUAUUAGUCGGUGUGUCGUUCGAAAGAAUAACGUCAAUAUCUCCAAGGUCAAGGUCACACUUCAAGUUCAA